Pseudophryne corroboree (corroboree frog) is the source of this 9201-nucleotide messenger RNA. Its product is annotated as ATP-dependent translocase ABCB1-like. The transcript has 28 exons. Bases 333 to 4028 code for a protein of 1231 amino acids. The record is from RefSeq and is a predicted model, not a curated record. Gene Ontology annotation, cellular component: plasma membrane. NCBI's taxonomy places the organism in Eukaryota, Metazoa, Chordata, Amphibia, Anura, Myobatrachidae. Gene Ontology annotation, biological process: transmembrane transport. Gene Ontology annotation, molecular function: ATP binding; ATP hydrolysis activity; ABC-type oligopeptide transporter activity.
UGGCGAGUGAGCAGAACGCUGCAGUGACUGGCAUGGCUGAUGGCCAGGAGGAUGUUACAGCGACCAUCACAGACCCCAAUGGCAAGAGGAAAUCAAGUCUACACCUAGACAAUCUUCACAGCAGUUUAAAUCUAGGCGAAAGACAGUGCGUUGUGUGGAUCAACAUUCUACAGUGGAUCUGCCUGCAGAAUCAUCUGACAGUGAUGACAAGUCAGAAGGACUUAUCUACAUGAUUCAUCAAGUUGGAAAAAACAAGCAAGAAGAAAGGAUUUUUCUCGAAAUCAAAAGAUAAAGAGAAACCGGAGAAACUCAAGUUAGUGAGUCCUUUCACCAUGUUCCGAUACGCUGGAGGCGUGGACAUACUGCUUAUGCUGAUUGGGACAGUGGCAGCAAUAGCGCACGGAGCAGGUGUCCCGCUCAUGAUGCUGUUGUUUGGCGAAAUGACGGACAGCUUUGUUGAGUCUGAGAAAAAUGACACACUGGAACGUACAACAAAUACAUCCUUAGAUCUAGAGGAACAAAUGACCAUGUAUGCCUAUUAUUACGCGGGUCUAGGAUUUGGAGUGCUUCUUGCUGCUUAUAUAGAGAUUGCAUGUUGGACACUGGCAGGUGGCCGGCAGAUAAAGAAAAUAAGAAAUCAUUUUUUCCAUGCGAUGCUGAGGCAGGAAAUCGGCUGGUAUGAUGUCAAUGAUGCCGGAGAGCUGAACACAAGGCUGACAGGCGAUGUGCAAAAAAUUAAUGAAGGAAUUGGCUCAAAACUUGCCCUGUUGAUUCAGUCAUUAUCUACUUUCAUGACCGGCCUUAUUAUUGGCUUCGCUAAAGGUUGGAAGUUGACGUUGGUUAUUUUGUCAAUUAGUCCACUCAUGGUGCUGUCGACUGCUCUUUGGUCGAAGAUAUUGUCAGUGUUUACUAACAUGGAGAUGAAAGCUUACGCCAAAGCUGGAGCAGUGGCUGGGGAGGUUCUCGCCGCUGUUCGGACUGUCAUUGCCUUUGGUGGACAAGAUAAAGAGAUCCAAAGGUAUGAAAAGAAUUUAGAAGAAGCCAAAAGGAUAGGGAUCAAGAAAGCCAUCUUAGCUAACGUGUCUAUUGGAUUUGCUUACUUAAUAAUAUACGCCUCCUACGCAUUGGCAUUCUGGUAUGGUACCAGACUAAUUCUAGCUAAAGAGUUCUCUAUCGGAAAUGUGCUCACAGUGUUCUUUGCUGUGAUUUCUGGUCCAUUUACUAUCGGACAAGCAGCACCCAAUAUUGAAGCCUUUUCAAUUGCCAGGGGAGCAGCAUAUACAAUAUUUAAUAUUAUUGAUAAUGUACCGAAAAUAGACAGCUUUUCAACUUCAGGCUUUAAACCUGACAAGGUUACGGGAGACAUCGAAUUCAGGAAUGUGAAAUUUAGCUAUCCCUCCAGACCUGACAUUCAGGUUUUGAAAGGCUUGAAUCUUAAAGUACCUACUGGUAAGACUGUAGCCUUAGUAGGGAGCAGUGGUUGUGGCAAGAGUACAACAGUCCAGCUCAUCCAAAGGUUCUAUGACCCAGAGGAAGGCUCGAUCACUAUUGAUGGGCAGGACAUUCGCAAUCUAAAUACCAGGUACUUAAGAGAGAUGAUUGGGGUGGUGAGCCAAGAACCCAUUCUGUUUGACACCACGAUUGCUGAGAAUAUCCGCUACGGCCGGGAAGAUGUCACGAUGGAGGAAAUUGAACGAGCCACCAAGGAAGCAAAUGCCUACCACUUUAUCAUGAAGCUUCCCGACAAAUACGAGACCCUGGUGGGAGAGAGAGGAGCGCAGUUAAGUGGGGGCCAGAAGCAGAGGAUCGCUAUCGCACGGGCGCUGGUUCGCAACCCCAAAAUUCUCCUUCUUGACGAAGCCACCUCUGCGCUGGACACUGAGAGUGAAUCCGUUGUACAGGCAGCUCUGGAUAAGGCUAGGGAAGGCCGGACCACCAUCGUCAUUGCCCACCGCUUGUCAACAAUUCGAAAUGCAGACACUAUUGCUGGAUUUCGUGAGGGUUUUAUUGUGGAGCAAGGAAGCCACAGUGAACUCAUGCAGAGAGAAGGAAUUUACUAUAAACUGGUCACCAUGCAGUCAUUAGAAGCAGAGAAAGACAAAGAGGGUUAUGAAGAAGAUAACUCUAAAGACAUUGAAGAAUCUGCAGUAUACACUGCCACAAAACUAGUGAGAAGGAAAUCAAGUCGCCUUGGCAGCUUUAAGAAAGCACCAGAGAAGGAAGACGAAGCGGACGAGAAAGACGAUGACGAUAAAGAUGAGGCUGUUAAGAUGCCACCGGUCUCUUUUCUAAAAAUUAUGAAGCUGAACAAGUCGGAGUGGCCGUACUUUGUGGUUGGUGUCAUUAGCGCAAUUAUCAACGGUGCCACACAGCCAGCGUUUGCCAUUAUAUUCUCCAAGAUUAUCGGGCUGUUUGCAGGCCCGGCCGAGGAGAUGGAAGCCAAAAGCGCCAUGUAUUCUCUGUUAUUUCUGGCAAUCGGAGGUGUCUGUUUUGUGACAUAUUUCCUUCAGGGAUUCACAUUUGGGAAAGCAGGAGAGAUUCUCACAAUGAGAAUCAGACUGAUGACCUUCAAGGCAAUGUUAAGACAGGAAAUGGGCUGGUUUGAUGACAAGAAGAACAGUACCGGGGCUUUAACCACACGACUGGCUACUGAUGCAUCACAAGUUCAGGGGGCCACUGGGUCCAGGCUGGCCUCGCUUUCUCAGAACAUGGCAAACUUGGGCACUGCAACUAUAAUAUCUUUUAUUUAUGGAUGGCAAUUAACCCUGCUAGUCUUGGUUAUUGUGCCAGUCGUUGCUUUCUCUGCUCUGCUACAAAUAAAGGCAUUUGCCGGGCAUGCACAGAAAGACAGCCAGGAACUAGAAGUGGCUGGAAAAAUCGUCACCGAUGCUGUGGAAAACAUCCGCACUGUUGUCUCUCUAACACGAGAGAGGAAGUUUGAGGCCAUGUAUGAUGAAAAAUUAGUAUUGCCCUACAAGAAUGCCAUUAAAAAAGCGCACAUCCAUGGGCUGACCUUCGGGGUGUCUCAGGCGAUCAUGUUCUUCGCCUAUGCGGCGUGUUUCCGCUUCGGUGCGUGGCUGAUAAUAAAUGGACACAUGACUAUGGAGAAUGUAUUCCUGGUGUUCUCAGCCAUUGUAUUCGGGGCUAUGGCUUUGGGUGAGGCCAGUUCACUCACUCCAGACUACGCUAAAGCAAAGAUGUCAGCGGCUCAAAUAUUCCACCUGCUGGAGAAGGAGCCCCUCAUAGACAGUUAUAGCACCGAUGGACAGAGGCCUCCACAGUGUGAUGGGAAUGUCACGUUCCGGGGGGUCCAGUUUAAUUAUCCGUCAAGACCAGAUGUGCAGGUGCUGCAGGGUCUGGACAUCAGUGUGAAGAAAGGGGAAACCCUGGCGCUAGUGGGCAGCAGCGGGUGCGGGAAAAGUACCACUGUCCAACUGCUGGAGAGAUUCUACGACCCACAAAUCGGAGAAGUGAGUGUAGACGGCUGUGAUGUGAGGAGAGUGAACAUCCAGUGGCUCCGAGCCCAGAUGGGCAUCGUGUCCCAGGAGCCCAUAUUGUUUGACUGCAGCAUAGCGGAGAACAUUGCCUAUGGAGAUAACAGCAGGACGGUGCCACAAGAAGAGAUUGAACGAGCAGCCAUAGGGGCCAAUAUCCAGAGCUUCAUUGAAGCCCUCCCAAAUAAAUAUAACACGUCUGUUGGAGAUAAGGGCACCCAGCUCUCCGGGGGUCAGAAGCAGCGGAUCGCCAUUGCCCGAGCUCUUGUGCGUCAACCCAAAAUCCUACUUCUGGAUGAAGCCACAUCUGCUCUGGAUACAGAGAGCGAAAAGGUUGUACAAGAAGCUCUGGACAAAGCGCGGGAGGGCCGCACGUGUAUUGUGAUUGCCCACCGGCUAUCCACCAUCCAGAAUGCAGAUAAAAUAGCUGUGAUCCAGAAUGGGAGAGUCGUAGAACAGGGGACACAUCAACAGCUGCUGCAGCAGAAAGGGGUCUAUCACUCGCUGGUCACAAUACAGCUGGGACCCGCAUGAGGUGGACACAUGGCCAGACGUUAUACUACCUGACUUAUCAGAGGAUGGGUUACCUUUACUGAUUCAGAUUAUUUAAUUUUGAAUCUAAAGGCCAGUUAUUUGGACAAUAUUUGUGUAUCAGGGACAAUUAGGACCAAGCAAAGUACAUACAGUGUCUAUUCCUCCAACACCUGACAGCAAAAUGCAUCAUUUUGACCAAAGAGAUGUAUCAGCCAUAAGAGUAAAUUGGUUAUGUGAGUGCUUACUUCUCUGGGGCACAUAUGUUGCUUUCUAAUCUGGAUAUUGUUGAUGGCAUCUGAUCUCCUGUCUUCAGAGUGAGAGAGAUUUUCCAGCCCUGACACAUAGAGAGGUGAGACCCAAGUUCUGUAAUGGAAUGUGGUCAGCAUCCCAGCAGUUGUGAUGCCAGAAUAACGACACCACUCAGAAACCCGGCGACAUCUCGAGGGUAAUUAUCUGGGUGCCGGUUAGGAUUAGGCACUAGAGGGGGGUUAGCCAUAGCUGCCAUCCCCUUGAGUCUUAACCCUAGCCGCCACACUCACUGUCUUAGCCCUAACCUUCACCCCAGGUGACUUAGGGUUAGGGUAGAGGACAGGGGAGGGUAAAAUAAUUACCCUGUCCCCUGUCGGCAUUUAAAUUGUUGGGAUGCUGGUGUCGGUCAUGUCACCCCCAGCAUACCGACUGCCAGUCUUCUAUAUCACACCCCUCCAAAUAAGCCCAAUUUAGGAACAUUCUCUAUUUUGGUGUAACAAAGAAAUGGGCUAGUAAAGGUGAACAUUGCGGUAUACAAAGCUAAACUUGUAGUAAUUAAUCUCUUUACAUUUCAGGCUGUAAGUAGUUAUAAUCUAAAUAAUAAGUCUAUAGUACUGUAUAUCCUUACAAUAAAUACUAUAUCUGCUUAGCUCUUAACUGAUAUCUAUCUAUCUAUCUAUCUAUCUAUCUAUCUAUCUAUAUAUAUAUACACAGUACGCAAACACACACACUGCGACCAAUCAUCUUAUAUAAUAAAAUGAUAACGCUGCUGCUCACCUCUAUGGAGGGGAAUUCAAAUGUUUUGUCCGCCGCCACUAGAUGACGCCCGACAGAGCAUUUCAGUUGUUGCUGGAUGCGCACAACCGCUAGCGCUGGCAUUACUAUGCUGUUGUUCCGUCAUUUUGAUGUGCUGAUAACUAGUGCAGUAUAAAGUGUAUAACGUUUGAUUGCAGAUAAAUGGCUUUUCUGAGACAAUAACUUAUUUGCCCUUAGUACUAUUGUGAAUUAUCAUUUUUUCUAACAAGAAGGUGAGCUCAGUUACCCUACAGUAUAUAAGAGUAUGGGGACAUCCCUUCUAAUUCAUGUGUAACUUCAGCCAAACCUGAAAGCAAGCAUACAGCCAGGCAAUCACACUAUUCUAACAUAUCAGCAGAAUGGCUCAUACUGAAGAGCUCAAUGACUUUCAGCGUGGCACUGUCAAAGGAUGCCACCUUUCCCAUAAGUAUAUUGGAACCCUGCCAUGAGACCCUGGAGCAGUAGUAAUGCAUCCUCUGUGUUGCAUUACUGUAUACAAGGACAUUAUAGAAAAUUCUGUGCUUCUAACUGUGGCAACAGUUUCACAAAAGCUCUCUCCUCUUACAGUAUGACACUGCUCCAUGUACAAAGUGUGGUCCAUCAAACCGUGUGGAAAACUUGUCUGGUCUGCAUAGAAUCUGUCCCCAGGUUUAUGGAACACCUUUGGGUGACCUGGGGCUUAAUUCAGACUGGAUCGCUGCAGCAGCGGUGUUUGCAGUCUGAAUCCCUAUGUGGAGUGUGCGCCUGCACACCCCGGGAACCCAAUGAGAUACUAAAAGCAUCUCAGGGCUGCGAUCGCCUCUGCCUGAUUGACAGGCAGAGGUAGUCACGGGGCUGGAGGGGGCGUGCCAACGGCGUUAGAACGCUGUUGGCGGGGCGCGGUCCAGACAACAGAGGCGUAUCCGUAACGUUGCAAGGGCAGGCCGCGGCGACUGCGUGACAUCACACGCAGCUGCUGCAACCCGGGACACGGAGAGUAAUGGUCUGCCAGUGCGCAGGAGCUGCGUUGGCAGGGAGCUAAUCGCCGGGUGCAAAAGCAUUGCCACCGUGUGAGGCUUUUGCGCCCUUGCAUGUUGGGAGCCAGACUAGCCCUGUGCUGGACGUCCCCCCGCAUCUCUGAGUAAAUGAUCGUAGAUGUGCUAAAUUUAGCACAUCUACUAUCAAAUCUGAAUUACCCCUCUGGAACAUUAUAUGAGCCUAGCCUUAUCACCCAGCAUCAGUUGUCACCCUCCGCAUGGUUCAUGGCUAAACUGAUGCAUUUUCCUAAAUGUAGCAGAGCACCUUCCAAGAAGGGUGGCAGAUGUUAUAGCAGCAAGGGGGAGCAACUCCAUAUUAAAGUCCAUGCUGUGGUAGCUCUUGUGGUUCAGGGUGUCAGUCACUCUGGAAAAGUUGCUUGUUAGGGAUCUAGCAAAAAAGGCCCAAUCCAUUUCACUUCCUGCUCCAUGUUUGACAGCUGGUGUUACACACUGAAGAUCUGUCCUUUCGCCUUCUCCAGGGCUUACAGAAACCAAAGAUUUCACAUUUUUAUUAAUCUUUUUAUAAGACCUUCUUCCAGUCUUCAGUAGUCUACAAUGAAGUAAUGCUUCAUUGGCCAGACAAGCCUCUUUUUCUACUUUGCCGUCUGCGUAAUGGCUUUCUUACUGCCACACUUUCAGACUCGCUGCUUGAAGUCUUCUCUUUACAUAAGACUUGCUUACUUUAACCAGUGAUAAGUUGUGCUUGAAGUUGUUCUUGUAUGAGCUACCAGCUGGUGCCUCGGAAACUUGUCUUCUGAUUCUGUCCUGGCUUUAGGUCAGCCAAACCUCAUCCUGCCAGUAUAUUUUCCAGUUCCUAAAUGCUGCAGAAAACUGUUCUCACAGACGCCUUGGCUUUCUUGCCAUUUUGUUAAGACUUACAUUUUUAUGUGUUAUAAAGGUCUGUCUGUCUACCUUUGGUAAUUGCCUUAAUCUUCCCAUUGUGAUAGCAGUAUAAUGUUUUUUGUAGUGCAGAAUUAGCCAAAUAAGGAUGUAAUACAGUCUGUUCCAUCACAGACAGAGGGGUCAGUUUACUAAAGCUUCUAAGACAGAGAAUUGGUGAUGUUGUUUAUAACAACUAGUCAGAUGCUAUCAUUUUCUAAAAGGCAAUAGAGAAACUAUAGACAGCAUUUCAUUGGUUGCUAUGGAGAACAUCACCAAUUCUCUGUUUUAGAACCUUUAGUAAAUUUACCCGAUAGGGUUUGUAAUCAAGUGAUCAACAGAAGUUGGGACACCUGUAGGAAUUGUUUGCAUCAUCUUUCAAGGAUCACUUUACUUCCAUUGCUGCAGAACAGCCGUAAGUUAUUAACCCAUUACUUGUUGCUUGAAAAAGUUUUUUUUUAUACUGUAACUCUGAAAUUUAUAUUAUUUUUUUAAAGUUUCCGUAAUCUAAACUUUUAUUAACCUCUCGCAGUUUACCAUUUACCUUUGUACUGUUUCAGGUUAUUUGCUAGACUUGAAUUGUUUACAUUUCAAUAAAAACUGCAGUAAAUACUGGUGUUCUAAAACUGUUGACCAGUAGUGUAAGCAGGAAACAUCGACCGUGGUCACUUGAUGGCUUGUAGCUCCAGUCCUUCCUGUAGUCCAGAUUUCAAUCCACUUGUUGAAAUACAGUAGCUGUCAUCAUUAUCCACGGACAUUUGCAGCAGCCCUGUCCAUGGUAAGCGAGAUCUGGUAUCAGACAUCUGCAGGGAGUGCUAUAGAAGAUCUACAAUGAUGUCUAGGUCAAUAGUUAUUAGGUCGACCCCAUAUGGUUGAAAUGCAUUAGGUCGACACUGGCAAAAGGUUGACAUGUAUUAGGUCGAUACUGACAAAAGGUCUACACAGGAAAAGUUCGACAUGGGAAAUGGCUUACACAAAAAAUGUUUUUUUUACUUUUUUUUGUUUCGUUUCACUGUCAGAGCACAGAGAAUGCUGCAGGCAAGAUGCCUCGCUCCUCUACCGCUGCACUCUGCACAGGUUACUAUUCACAAUUGUAGUCCACGUGGAUGGUUAAAUAUGAAAAAGGUGUAAAAAAGGUAAAAACCCUUAAAAAGUUUUAUCGACAUGUUUCGAGCAUUGCGAUGUUGACCAUUUGAAUCUGUCGACCUUUUGUAACUGUCGACCUUUUUCAGUGUUGGCUUCUUGCCAGCAUUGACCUAAUGCAUGUCAACCUUUUUUCAGUGUUGACCAUAUGGGGUCAACCUAAUGACUGUCGACCUAGACAUCGUCUGUCUAUAUAUAGGAACCCACAUCUGCACGGUGCAAAACAUUGCAAGAUCCAUGUACCAGCCCCAGUACGACUAUACAUGUAUUACCACUUCCCUGUGCUGGCUUACUAUCUAUCAGUGUUUUCUUUAUUUAUUUUUUCCUGUUGUUUAUUUCUUUUUCGCUUUUUCACAUAUUUGUUUAUAUUCCUUUUUCUUUUUCCUGAUUAAUCUCUCACUCUCUCUAUCUUUCCUCUCAUUCCCCUGUUUCUGAAUGAUUUCCCUCCUUCCCGUGAGUCUCUGACUGGGCUUAUCUCGCUAAGCUUAUCAACUUAACACCACCUUUCCUUCUGUCAAGGAAAAUAGAUACAUGUCAAAGCAAACAGAUGUCAUCUUGUCAGGUCAGCAUGCAGCACCAGGGUUUACAUUCUGCUUUCCACUAUAAACUGUCUAUUCAAAUAGAGUGCCCCCCUCAUUCUGAGUCCUUUUACUGUAUCUGUGUCCUGAUAGGCCCUCAAUGUAAGGGGGCUGUCAUCUGUGGCAUACUGUAACUUAGCUAAUGGCCUGUACAUACUUACUUAAACGAUGUUUCUUGGUAACAUAUCAUCAGCUAAUUUCUGUCAAUCAAUAUAACAGAUUAUUUUGCCUGGACAACCCCCAUUAAGGGUAGUCUUUGUAUUAACCUUAAUUUCUGUCAAUCAUAUUGUACUUUCUGCAGUGUAAAACCCCAUGAGCAUACAACUUGAGGUUACUGCUACUCAGCCUGUGGUAGCGGACCUGCUGGAUUGAAUAAACUUUAUAACUCUUUUCCAAAACAAACAAAACCUGAAUAUACUUUAUCACUUCGCUUUGACGUUUACGCUCUCUGGUUUCUUACUUUAUCUUUCCUGUCAUUUUUGUGUCCUAAUAAAUGAAAAAUAUUAAUUUACA